AUAUGAUCGAAUGGUCUGACGAACCUACGUGAAAAAACAAUAAAACCUUUAGUCAUAAAUCAACUUAAAUGUUAAAGACUAAACCAAGUCAAUAUUAACUUAGAAGCUGGUUUGCAACGCAUCUGGAUUAUUUGUUUAGUGUGUUUUAAUAAUGAAGUGCCCAGUGUGUAACAAAGAAGUUUACUUCGCUGAACGCAUUGAAACACUGGGUAAGAACUGGCAUCGCAGCUGUUUAAAGUGUGGAAGAUGUUACAGACCGAUUACACCAGGUUAUCAUUGCAAGCGUAAUGGCCGAAUUUAUUGUUAUAAACCUUGUUACAUGACUCUGUAUGGACCAAGAGGCUAUGGUGCGGUUCCAAACACUGAAAAUUACUCAUAACGGAAUGAACAUGGAUGAGGACUGGGAUGAAUUGUCAUUAUUGACACUGUUUGCAAGACUCAUGAAAUAGAUUUAUUUAAUUACUACUUAUCUCUGUGAUUUUAAUACCAUAUACUUUGUAAUAAAAUCGCUUAUCAUAAGAUGCGUGUUUUUCGUUCUAUACCACAAUGAUCCGGGGUUAAAUGAUAGUGAGAGGUGCCAAAGGUUAUCUUUAAUAGACCAUGAUGCACAUUGGUUUACUGAAUAACGAUCAUCGUUGAUAACUAAUUUUCAAAGAAAUUAUCGGUAGAAAUUUGGAGAAACGUAACACAAAUAGAAUAAAAUCACACAGGUAAACUUCAGGUAAGGAGUAGAAAUUCUCACAUCGUAACUAUAAAACUCAGAAGGGU
Messenger RNA from Schistosoma bovis, 768 nucleotides. The record is from the annotation of a GenBank genome assembly. NCBI's taxonomy places the organism in Eukaryota, Metazoa, Platyhelminthes, Trematoda, Strigeidida, Schistosomatidae.